This is a messenger RNA of Fusarium coffeatum, 2463 nucleotides long. RefSeq lists its product as uncharacterized. Gene Ontology annotation, biological process: transmembrane transport. Gene Ontology annotation, cellular component: membrane. Gene Ontology annotation, molecular function: transmembrane transporter activity; catalytic activity. Lineage: Eukaryota; Fungi; Ascomycota; Sordariomycetes; Hypocreales; Nectriaceae. The transcript is spliced from 7 exons. Bases 1 to 2463 code for a protein of 820 amino acids. The record is from RefSeq and is a predicted model, not a curated record.
AUGGCCAAGAACAAUAGCAUCCACGAGGAAGACGCCGCGAUCGCGAACGAAGCCACACACCUGCUGCCCAGUGGCUCAGAAUCUCAAGAUGCACUUAGUGAAACAUCAUCGAAUACUCCCGCUUGGGAUGGCUUGAAGGACUUUGAAGGCCUGCCCUGGUGGCGCCAACCCUCGGUCUAUUGGCUCCUCGGUCCAUAUGUUAUCUUUACACUCGCAUUUGGAGGCGUGGUGGUUCCGAAACUCGACUUGAUUCUUGAUCUCGUCUGUAAGCAAUACUUCGCAGACCAACACAGCCGUAACCCGGACAAAGUAUUUAUGCCUGUUCUACUGGGGACGGAUAAUCCUCAAUGUCAGAUCCCAGAGGUCUCAGCAGACUCGGCCAAGUUCUUGUUGGUAAUGGGUUUGUUCACUGGUGUCCUGAGUGCAGUUGUCGCGCCAAAAAUUGGUCACUUGUCUGAUCGAUACGGCCGAACACGACUUAUGGCCCUUGCCUCUGUAGGUGGAGUGUUGAAUGAGUUCAUCACUAUCCUAGUUGCCAAAUACCCCGACACUAUUGAUUAUCGAUGGUUGCUUCUUGGCAGCAUCUUUGAUGGUAUGACGGGAUCUUUCACAGCUGGCAGCGUCAUGUCUCAGUCCUAUACGAGCGACUGCACCCCUCCCUCAAAGCGUGCUGUGUUCAUGGGUUAUAUGCACGCGUGCCUAUUCGCAGGUCUUGCGUUUGGUCCUCUUCUCGGUGGUUAUUUUGUCAAGUGGACCGGUAGCCUGGUUUCCAUCUUUUAUGUUGUCAUGGGAUGCCACUUCGCAUUCAUGCUAUUCGUCUGGCUCGUUGUUCCCGAGUCCUUGUCUGAGAGGAGGCAGUUGAUUGCUCGAGAAAAGCAUCAAAAGGAAAAGGAAAUGCGAUCACAGACCUCAGCUUCCUGGGUGGCCACCCUCCAAAACGCAAACCCGUUCACGCCCUUGAAGAUUCUGUGGCCCACGGGCCCUGGAACUUCGCCUGCUCUUCGUCGAAACCUCAUUGCCCUUGCUAUCGAUGACACGAUCAUUUUGGGAGCGAGUAUGUCGGCAGGUGCCGUCAUCGUUCUUUACACUGGACUCGUGUAUCACUGGGAUACUUUGGACAAAUCCAAGUUUGUCUCUCUGCUGUCGUUCGUUCGAGUGGUGAUCCUAAUGGGUAUUUUCCCUAUUAUCAAUUAUUUUGGCCGUACUCGUCCAGCAGCCCGUCGCCGUCGCGAGUCAGGCGUCGCUGCUGUCGAGAAGAACAACGGAGCCGACAGCCUAGACAUUCUUGUUCUUAGAGUUGCUCUCUUAUCGGAUGUUGUUGGAUCUCUUGGCUAUGUCUUUGCCCGUUCCUCCGGAGUGUUUGUUGCGAGUGGCAUGGUUACCGCUCUCGGUGGCCUUGGUAGUGCUACCGGUCAGGCCAUCAUCACCAAACAUGUCCCUUCUGAGAAGGUCGGUCAGCUUCUUGGAGCAAUUGGUAUGUUACAUGCUCUGGCACGUGUUUUCGGACCAGUCAUUUUCAACGGAGUCUUCGCCUUGACGGCUGGACGUUUCGACCAGGCUAUAUUCGUCUUGUUAGCAAGUGUAUUUGGAGCCGCUCUGGUAAUAAGCUUCACGAUACGACCCCAUGUUAUGUGGGAGGAUGAACAACCGGAAGAGGAACGCGAGCCUCUUAACCCUACGAACGAAGCCUUUGCACUAUCAAGUGAUCAGCUUCCUAUAGAUGAGGAGGACCAGCUUCGCAUCCAAGGUGCUUGGUUUACCGUGGUUGACAGUCACUUGUACAAUAGCUCAGGGCGUCAUUCUGGAAAUUCGACAUCUCCUUCCAAUUGGAGCAUGCUUACGUCAAGGGCUUGGGCAUCGGUACAGAGUCGUUCAGUGAUAGCGAGAGGCAUCAUGACUGCAGCCGGAGCAGCCGGGCGAACCGUUAAGUUCGGACCCUUCGAGGUGACGAAUCAGGUCUUUCUCACAACACCACACUCGUUCGCACUGGUCAACCUCAAGCCUCUCAUCCCCGGACACGUUCUCGUCUGUCCGCAUAAUCCGCACAAGCGUCUCACGGACUUGACGCCCACAGAGACGGCAGACCUUUUCACGACGGUGCAGCUCACGCAACGCCUUCUAGCGCGCGCUCACUUCCGCACCCCCGAGCCCGAAGCUGGAAGCUUCUCGGUCGCUGUGCAGGACGGCGCCGACGCGGGCCAGACGGUGCCGCAUGUGCAUGUCCACGUUGUCCCGCGAACGGCGGGCGAUAUGGGAAGCCCGGACGCCGUGUAUGUUAAGCUCGCGGGCGAGGAAGGUAAUGUCGGCGGGGCGUUAUGGGAUCACGAGAUGGGCGCCAGACCACAGCCGGGCGGAGGACUGAACAGAGUUGAUGAUGAGGAUCGAAAGCCGAGAAGUGCUGAAGAGAUGGUGGAAGAGGCGGAGCGGUAUAAGGCGAUAUUGAAAGAGAUGGGUGUCCAGUAA